GCCGCGGCUUCUUAGGCGAUUCUCUCGGGCAGACUUGUCCAGUCCAUCGAGGAGCCAGUGCCCGGAGGGUCUCUAGUUUUCCUAAUCUACCAUGAAGAUGACAACUCUUCCCUAUGACCGUCUUUGGGCCUGUGCUCUCCUCAUGAGCACACUAACCGGAAGAAGCUAUGGACAGACUUCCUUACAAGAUGAAAUUAAGGACAACACAACGAUAUUCACUCGAAUUCUGGACAGACUACUUGAUGGUUAUGAUAAUCGCCUGAGACCAGGAUUAGGAGAGCGUGUAACUGCGGUGAAGACUGACAUCUUUGUCACCAGCUUUGGGCCUGUUUCAGACCAUGAUAUGGAAUAUACAAUAGAUGUAUUUUUCCGGCAAAGCUGGAGGGAUGAAAGGCUGAAGUUCAAAGGACCCAUGACAGUCCUCCGGCUGAAUAAUUUAAUGGCCAGCAAAAUAUGGACACCAGAUACAUUUUUUCACAAUGGAAAGAAAUCAGUAGCUCACAACAUGACCAUGCCAAAUAAACUCUUGCGGAUUACAGAAGAUGGGACAUUGCUUUACACAAUGAGACUCACAGUGAGAGCAGAAUGUCCGAUGCACUUAGAAGACUUUCCUAUGGAUGCACACGCUUGCCCUUUGAAAUUUGGAAGCUAUGCUUAUACAAAGUCAGAAGUGCUGUAUGAAUGGACACGGGAACCAGCUCGGUCAGUUGUAGUUGCAGAAGAUGGAUCUCGGUUGAACCAAUAUGAUCUCAUGGGACAAACAGUGGAUUCUGGAAUUGUGCAAUCCAGUACAGGAGAAUAUGUUGUGAUGACUACCUAUUUCCACUUGAAGAGAAAGAUUGGAUAUUUUGUUAUUCAGACAUAUCUGCCAUGCAUUAUGACUGUGAUUUUAUCACAGGUUUCUUUUUGGCUCAACAGAGAAUCUGUUCCAGCAAGGACAGUGUUUGGAGUGACAACUGUACUAACAAUGACUACCUUGAGCAUCAGUGCGCGAAAUUCUCUUCCCAAGGUGGCCUAUGCUACAGCGAUGGAUUGGUUUAUAGCUGUGUGCUAUGCAUUUGUCUUCUCUGCACUGAUUGAAUUUGCAACAGUAAACUACUUCACAAAGAGAGGCUAUGCGUGGGAUGGCAAAAGCGUUGUUCCAGAAAAGCCAAAGAAAGUAAAGGAUCCCCUCAUUAUGAAAAAUAAUUCAUUUACAGCACCAGCAACAGCCACGAGCUUCACUCCUAAUAUUGCAAGGGACCCUGGACUGGCAACCAUUGCUAAAAGUGCAACAAUAGAGCCAAAAGACGUCAAAGCAGAAACAAAACCUCCGGAACCCAAGAAAACGUUUAACAGUGUCAGCAAAAUCGAUCGACUAUCAAGAAUAGCAUUCCCUUUGCUUUUUGGAAUUUUUAAUUUAGUGUACUGGGCUACUUAUUUAAAUAGGGAGCCUCAACUUAAAGACCAAACCCCUCCUCUCUAAC
Messenger RNA from Gekko japonicus, 1466 nucleotides. Its product is annotated as gamma-aminobutyric acid receptor subunit alpha-1. Gene Ontology annotation, cellular component: synapse; postsynapse; neuron projection. The record is from RefSeq and is a predicted model, not a curated record. Gene Ontology annotation, molecular function: GABA-gated chloride ion channel activity; transmitter-gated monoatomic ion channel activity involved in regulation of postsynaptic membrane potential; benzodiazepine receptor activity. The coding region runs from base 92 to 1465 and encodes 457 amino acids. NCBI's taxonomy places the organism in Eukaryota, Metazoa, Chordata, Lepidosauria, Squamata, Gekkonidae. The transcript is spliced from 10 exons. Gene Ontology annotation, biological process: regulation of postsynaptic membrane potential; synaptic transmission, GABAergic; gamma-aminobutyric acid signaling pathway.